UGGAGACACUCGCACGAUUCGAGAAGGACGUGAAGCGGACCGACACCGGGUUCCUGGCGAUAGCAACAGAGGUGGAGAAUGACGGAGAGAAAGCCUCGAAAACUCCAGAAAAAAUCAAGGAAUUAUUAAAGGAGUUCCAAGACAUUCUUCCUGACGAUCUUCCGAACGAGCUACCGCCAUACCGAACACAUCAACACGAGAUUGUGGAGGAACCGGGUUCGAAGCCGACCUUCCGAGCACCAUACCGGCUCAGCCCUACGGAGCUGACCGACAUGAAGAAGCAGAUCGAGUAUCUCCUAGCCAAAGGACUCAUCCGACCAUCUACUUCGCCAUACGGUGCCCCAGUACUCUUCACACCGAAACCGGACGGAAGCCUGCGCAUGUGCAUCGACUACCGAGCUCUUAACAAGCAGACCAUCAAGAAUAAAUAUCCGAUACCACGAAUCGAUGACCUGCUUGACCAGCUUCGGGGAGCUACGGUAUUUUCCAAACUGGAUCUGCGGUCCGGAUACUGGCAGAUACGGAUGGCGGACAACUCUAUCCACAAAACUGCUUUCCGAACUCGGUACGGAUCGUACGAGUAUUUGGUCAUGCCGUUCGGACUCACCAACGCGCCGGCAACGUUCCAAGCCGAAAUGAACCACAUUCUACGACCACUUCUGGACGAAUGCGUGGUGGUGUACCUGGACGACAUACUCAUCUACUCGCGCGACAUGAAGCAGCACGUCGAACACCUGCGACGCGUCUUCGAAAUUCUUCGACGAGAACGAUUCUACGUCAAACUGUCCAAGAGCGAAUUCGCCCUGGAAAAGGUCCAAUUUCUAGGACACAUGGUGAGCGCUCAAGGAGUUCACGUCGACCCCAAGAAAAUCGAAGCCGUACGUACGUGGAAGACACCCGAGAACGUGAAGGAGUUGCAGCAGUUCCUAGGCUUCGCUAAUUACUACAACAGGUUCGUGCCACAAUAUGCGAAAAUCGCAGCACCACUCACGAAUCUGCUGAAGAAGAACACGCCCUACAAAUGGGAACCAAAGCACCAGGAAGCCGUGGAGCAGCUGAAACAAGCACUAACAUCCGCACCGGUGCUCAUCUUGCCAGAUCCCGAACGUGACUACGUCAUUGAAGCAGACGCCAGUGAUCAGGCCGUGGGAGCAGUCUUGAUGCAAGACCAAGGGAAUGGACUGCAACCCAUUGCCUACCUCAGCAAGAAACUGCACGGAGCAGAACUCAACUACCCGAUACACGACAAAGAGGCCCUUGCUAUCAUCAUCGCCUUCAAAGCAUGGAGAUGCUAUCUCGAAGGACGAAGAACAACCGUCUACACCGACCACUGCAGCCUGAAAUAUUUGAAGACACAACCCAACCUUUCCAGGCGGCAGGUCCGGUGGAUCGACUUCCUCGAGACACACUUCCACUACGACAUCGUGUACAAGCCUGGCCACAAGAACAAAGCAGACGCGCUCAGCCGGCCUGCACACGUUGCCGCGAUUCAGGUCGAAGGGAUGAAUCCACUACUCAAGGGACUCUUCACACACGGGUACGCCAUCGACCCCGAAAUACCCUUGGCAGAAAAACGACAUCUACUACAGUGGGACAACGACAUUGCGUACCGGAAAGGCUCAACGAAAAUCUGGGUACCCAAUUACCCUCCUUUGCGCCAGUUACUACUCGAAGAAUACCACGACGUCCUGUACGCUGGACACUUCGGUAGCAACAAGACGCUCACCGGUAUCGCCAAACACUACUACUGGCCCCAUAUGGCAGACGACGUCCAGAAAUUCGUCACCUCGUGUGAUACAUGUCAGCGGAUGAAGAGCAGCAAGCAGAAAAAGGCGGGACUACUGCAGCCUCUUCCUGUCCCAGAACAACCAUGGCAAGUGGUUAGCCUAGACUUCAUUACCGGGUUACCACCUACCUCCAGCGGUCAUGACGCCAUCCUUGUCGUCAUUGACAAGUUCUCCAAAAUGGGACACUUCAUCCCGACACACACGACGGCACGCACCGAGGAGACAGCACAGCUCUUCGUUCGUCACAUCAUCUCACAGCAUGGCAUCCCAACUACACUCAUCUCCGACCGAGACCCCAAGUUCACUAGCAAGUUCUGGAAGGAACUUAUGUCUCUGCUCGGCACCAAACUCGCCAUGUCAUCCGCAUACCAUCCGCAGACAGACGGACAGACCGAGCGCCUCAACCAAAUUGUUGAGCAACUCCUCCGAGCAGCCUGCAAGGACGACAUCUCCAAAUGGGACUUGCACCUACCCGUCCUGGAGUUUGCCUACAACAACGCUACACACGCCGCUACGGGACAGACGCCGUUCUUCCUCUGCUACGGACGCCACCCACUCACACCACAGAAACCGACAACACCAGCAACAGUCCAACCUGCACACGACUUCAUCACAACCAUGCAUCAGCUUUGGGAUCGGACCCAUAAGCGCCUCCUUGACAUUCAACAGCAACAGAAGCUCCAGGCCGAUCGCCAUCGCAACGACCACACCAUUUCCGUGGGAGACCAGGUUCUCCUUGACACCCGCAACCUGGACAUCAGCCAUCUCCCAUCUAAACUUCGACCUCGCUUCUGCGGGCCUUUUCUCGUUGAAGCACAGGUCACUCCUGUUACCUUCCGCUUACGCCUACCAGCUACCUGGAAGAUUCACAACGCCUUCCAUGUCCAACUUCUGAAGCCCUAUCGAGAUCCUAAUACGAUCUUCGUCGGACGCCAACCGCCGCCGCCGCCACCCGUCCUCGUCCAAAAUGAACCCGAGUACGAGGUCGAGUCCGUGCUUGCACACCGCCGUCGUCGGAAUGGCACCGUGGAGCUUCUUAUUCGUUGGAAGGGCUAUGAUCCUUCUGAGGACAGCUGGGUCUCUGAGACCGACAUGGGUAACGCCCGUCGUCCUCUGCAUGACUACCUUGUCAAGCAGGGUCGGAGCAGCACCAACCACGAGAGCAGCACCAACCACGUGAGCAUCACCAACUGUGUGAGCAGCACCAACCGCGUGAGCAGCACCAACCGUGUGAGCAGCACCAAACGCGUGAGCAGCACCAACCGCGUGAGCAGCACCAACUGCGUGAGCAGCACCAACCGCGUGAGCAGCACCAACCAUGUGAGCAGUGACGACAGCAGCAGCAGCGAUUAUGGCACGAUGGGAUUCAGCCACGCUGCAGCUGUCUUCCACACGACGGCCACCUCAGACAAGCCCCCUGGCUCCCUCUGACCUGCAUGCCUGCUUGCUCUUGUCGGUGCUCCCAGUUCAACCCGCAUCUCCCCUCUUCCUUGGCACUGCUGCCUUCCUGCCACCACCUUGACCGCCCGCAAGGCCACCAUCUCUAUUGCAGCAAACUUGAUCUGAGCAAGCAGAAGCGAUGGGUCCUCCCUGUCAAACAUAUUUGUAUCAGGGUUUCAGCUAGGAUUUAGGGCUGUCUGAAAAUCAGACGGGGUUCCAAAGUUUCGUCUGACCAUCCGACGAAAAAUUUCAAGGAGUCUGAGAUUUCAUACGAUUUUGUAA
This is a messenger RNA of Closterium sp. NIES-67, 3509 nucleotides long. NCBI's taxonomy places the organism in Eukaryota, Viridiplantae, Streptophyta, Zygnematophyceae, Desmidiales, Closteriaceae. The record is from the annotation of a GenBank genome assembly.